GAUAUUAAAGUACAAAUACAAAAGUGGUAUUUGCAGUCUAUUUCUAACAAUAAGAUCGUGUUUCGUACUCGCUACGGGAUUUACGAAUACAUGGUGAUGCCGUUUGGAUUAACGAACGCCCCGUCGACGUUCCAGCUCACCAUGAACGGGGUGUUCCACGAUCUACUCGACAAAUGUGUGAUAAUUUACGUGGACGACAUCCUAAUAUACAGCAAGUCCGGUGAGCAACAUUUAAAGGACUUGGAAGCGGUUUUUCAGUGGGUGCAGCAGCAUCAUCUCGUCACCAAGGGCUCCAAGUGCGAGUUCUUAUAACAAGAACUGGGGUUCUUGGG
Molecule: messenger RNA, 332 nt
Organism: Closterium sp. NIES-67
Lineage: Eukaryota; Viridiplantae; Streptophyta; Zygnematophyceae; Desmidiales; Closteriaceae
Source: the annotation of a GenBank genome assembly